Molecule: messenger RNA, 2122 nt
Organism: Drosophila nasuta
Lineage: Eukaryota; Metazoa; Arthropoda; Insecta; Diptera; Drosophilidae
Gene: lace
Product: serine palmitoyltransferase long chain base subunit
Exons: 4
Coding region: 138-1988 (616 amino acids)
Biological process (GO): ceramide biosynthetic process; sphingosine biosynthetic process
Cellular component (GO): serine palmitoyltransferase complex
Molecular function (GO): serine C-palmitoyltransferase activity; pyridoxal phosphate binding
Source: RefSeq, a predicted model, not a curated record
UUGAAAAUUACUCUUUGGUUUGACGCGCUUGUGAACGGUUUUGUGCGGGGCCAGCGCAAAAAUAAAAAGUAUUAUUCGCGGUGUGUAGUGUGUGUGUGAGUGUAGUGAAUAAAUAAAUUAGUGAAAAUUCGUUGAAAAUGGGCAACUUGGACGACGACAGUGCCGGCUUUGAGCAGAGUUACGUCCACAGCAACGGGAACGGCUGCGUAAAAUCAAGCACUCCAAUUAGCAAUGGACACAUUCCGAAUCAUACGACAUUCGUGGAGCAGCGGCAGAAAAGUGAUGAGCAGCAGCAGCAAAAUGGUGAGGAAACAGAGGAGCAACUGCUGCGACUAAAGGAACUCAAGUUUUCGGCACCGGCGUACACUGAAAUUCGCACACGUUCUGGAGGCCUUAAUUUCAAGAAUGCAGAGGAGGGCAGCUACCAUCCGGCGAAUGGACACGUGGAGAAGAGCGGCAAGCGGAGUGACAAGUUCAAGCCCAGCCAAGCGGACGGCAUUCUCUCUGCGGAGCAGGAACAUUACCAGAAGACCUCCUUCGAGGAUGUGCCACUUCACACCGCCUGCCUGACCUAUCUCGGUUUCUAUCUCCUCAUGAUCCUUGGCUACAUCAACCAGCUGCUCUUCGUCCCCAAGGUGGCCACCGAAAAGGCACGCGAUGGCUACGUGACCCUCUACGAUGCCUUCGAGAGCUUCUACUCCCGCUACGUGUAUCGGAGAGUGAGGGAUUGCUGGAAUCGUCCCAUUUGCAGCGUCCCUGGCGACGAGUUGAUACUCAAGGAUCGCGUGACGGAUGAUUAUGGCUGGAGUUUUCGAUUCACGGGCACCGAGACGCGUUGCUUGAACUUGGGUUCCUACAACUAUCUCGGCUUUGCCUCCGCCACGGGACGUUGUGCCGACGAAUCGGAGCAAAGUGCACGGGAGAAAGGUUUGGCCUAUUGCAGCUCGCGUUGUGAACUCGGCAACACGCAGCUGCACAUCGAUCUGGAACGCUUGACGGCGAGAUAUUGUGGCGUCGAGGAUGCCAUUGUCUUUGGCAUGGGAUUCGCCACGAAUGCUUUGAAUCUACCCGCUUUGCUUGGUCCCAAAUGUCUUGUGGUGAGCGAUGAGAAGAACCACGCUUCGAUUAUCCUCGGACUGCGUUUGUCGGGGGCCACCACAAAAGUGUUUAAGCACAAUAGCUUGAAGGAUCUGGAGCGUGUGCUGCGCAACGGUGUUUGCUAUGGCAAUCCCAAAGAUGGGGGAAAACCCUAUAAGAAGAUCCUCAUUUGCGUUGAGGGCAUUUUCAGCAUGGAAGGUUCGAUUGUCCGACUCCCCGAGAUCAUUGCGCUGAAGAAGAAGUACAAGGCUUAUUUGUACCUGGACGAAGCGCACAGCGUUGGCUCGAUGGGUCCGAACGGACGUGGAGUUGUCGACUACUUUAAGGCGGAUCCCAAGGAUGUGGACAUACUGAUGGGCACGUUCACCAAGAGCUUUGGCAGUGCCGGUGGCUACAUAGCUGGCACCAAGAAACUGAUUGACUAUCUGCGUGCCAAUAGCCACGCCCACUGCUACGCUGGCUCCAUCUCGCCGCCCAUUGUGCAACAGAUCUACACCUCGAUGAGCAUCAUCAUGGGUGAGGAUGGCACCAACACCGGACGCAACAAGAUCCAACAGCUGGCCAGGAACACGCGCUAUUUCCGUCGACGUCUCGCCCAGAUUGGCGUCAUCACCUACGGCCAUGAGGAUUCGCCUGUGGUGCCCAUGUUGGUCUAUCUCUUCUCGAAGAUUGGUGCCGUCAUUCGCACGUUGACCACGCGUCACAUUGCCGUUGUGGGCGCUGGUUUCCCGGCCACGCCCAUCAUGGAGGGACGUAUUCGCUUCUGUUUGUCGGCCGCACACACCAAGGAGCAACUAGACUAUGCGCUGGACGUCAUCGACGAUGUGAGCGAGAACCUCGGCCUCAAGUAUUCCCGCAAACCGCGCGAUCCCAAUCCCAUUGAGUACUAAACUCUCUCGGUUCUUCAUUUCAUCAUAAAACACACAUUAAAAACAACACACACACAACAAAGAAACAGAACUAGAACUUUAAUGAAACGUUAAUGUUAUAAAACUAUGGAUUCAAUAGAUACAUAUAUAAACAC